AUGUGGAGCACCCCACGCCUGCUAGUCCUGAUCACUGGCAGCAAGGUCCCCAUGUUGUCUGGGGACCCUGCAGUGAGCAAAGGUGCCAGGUGCGAGAGCACAGAGGAAUAUGAUUACGAUUACCUCAGCAUCAAUAAAACCUGGGUCCUCACCCCCAAGGCACAGGAGACUGAUGCCACGCAGAUCCUCAACUCGCUGUUGAAGAACUAUGACAACAAGCUGAGGCCUGACAUUGGCAUCAAGCCCACGUUUAUCGAUGUGGAUAUUUACGUGAACAGCAUCGGGCCGGUGUCUGUCAUCCAGAUGGAAUACACCAUUGAUAUCUUCUUUGCUCAGACGUGGUAUGACCGGCGUCUUCGUUUCAACAGCACUUUGAAGGCCCUUACGCUGAACACCAACAUGGUGAGCCGCAUCUGGAUCCCAGAUACCUUUUUUAGGAACUCCAAGCGGGCUGAUUCCCACUGGAUAACCACUCCUAAUCAGCUCCUCCGCAUCUGGAAUGACGGAAAAGUGCUCUACACGCUCAGGCUGACGAUCGAAGCUGAAUGUCUGCUCCAGCUGCAGAAUUUCCCAAUGGACACUCACUCCUGCCCAUUGGUUUUUUCCAGUUAUGGCUACCCACGUGAGGAGAUUGUCUAUCGCUGGAGGCGCUACUCCAUUGAGGUCUCUGACCAGCGCACCUGGAGGCUCUACCAGUUUGACUUCACAGGGCUGAGGAACACCUCGGAAGUUCUCAGGACCGGGGCAGGGGAGUACAUGGUGAUGACAGUUUCUUUUGACCUAAGUAGACGUAUGGGUUACUUUGCCAUUCAGACCUACAUUCCCUGCAUCCUGACUGUUGUUCUUUCCUGGGUUUCCUUCUGGAUCAAGAGAGACUCUACGCCAGCCAGGACAUCUCUGG
Messenger RNA from Phaethon lepturus (White-tailed tropicbird), 901 nucleotides. Its product is annotated as gamma-aminobutyric acid receptor subunit gamma-4. Gene Ontology annotation, biological process: synaptic transmission, GABAergic; chloride transport; regulation of postsynaptic membrane potential. Lineage: Eukaryota; Metazoa; Chordata; Aves; Phaethontiformes; Phaethontidae. The transcript has 7 exons. Gene Ontology annotation, molecular function: GABA-gated chloride ion channel activity; benzodiazepine receptor activity; inhibitory extracellular ligand-gated monoatomic ion channel activity. The record is from RefSeq and is a predicted model, not a curated record. The annotation marks the transcript as partial. Gene Ontology annotation, cellular component: GABA-A receptor complex; synapse; neuron projection.